AUGGGUAGUUUGCUCCCACAAUCUGGCGAGAGACCAAAGUUUGCUCAAUUGUAUAUUUAUGACACUCAAAACGAGAUCACAAAUCGUAUAACGGCACUUGGGGAAGAUGAGUCAAACAUUACAAUCCAUCGUGAAAUUGUUAAAGACAUUAAAGAUGCACUGGAUGAAAAUAAUGUUUUGGUUCAGAGUUUUAGAAUGGCCAAAACAGAGAUGGAAAGUAACCAUAGAGCUGAUAUUAAAAUCAAACUCAUCGGUAAGAGGACCAAGGAUGCAAGGACAUAUAACUUGCCGCAGGUGGGGGAGGUGGCUGCAUUGAUUGUUGGUGAUUUAGACCCAAACAUGGGAGAAAGAGAUAUAUUGGUGGAGUCCAAAGCUGGACAUUUUCAAAGAAUAACUGAAUUAAAUCCGGCAUAUCUCCCACUGCAGUACCCAUUACUCUUUCCUUAUGGUGAAGACGGAUACAGAGACGACAUACAAUUUACUACUCUUGAAGGCAGGAGUUCAAAUGCAAGGAGUAAACUUAGUCCCAGGGAGUAUUUCUCAUUCCGUUUGCAAGAUAGGUUCAAUGAAAUGUCAACUUUGCUUUAUGCUAGGCGGUUGUUCCAACAAUAUUUGGUUGAUGCUUAUACCAUGGUAGAAUCAGGACGCUUGGUUUAUAUUAGGUCUCAUCAAAAGUCACUUCGAUGUGAAUCAUACAAAUGUUUGACAGAUGCGUUAACACGUGGCGAAGUAGAUCCUACUGCCCAAGGAAAACGCAUAAUUUUGCCAUCAAGUUUUACCGGGGGGGCAAGAUAUAUGGUGCAGAAUUACCAAGAUGCAAUGACUAUUUGUAGAUGGAUCGGUUAUCCAAGUCUAUUUAUUACAUUCACAUGUAAUCCUAAGUGGCCAGAGAUUGAAAGAUUUUUACAACCAAGGAAACUCAAAGCUGAAGAUAGGCCGGAUAUAGUAUGCCGUGUGUUUAAACUGAAAUUAAAUGCACUAAUUAAAGACAUUCAGAAAAAGAAAUUUUUUGGAGUGGUAGAUGCAUUAAUUUACACCAUUGAAUUUCAAAAAAGGGGACUGCCACAUGCUCACAUUCUGAUAUUCUUGAGCAAGAGUAACCCUUACCCUAAUCCUAAAGAUAUUGACCGGAUCAUAUCUGCCGAGAUUCCAAGCCCACUGUGCGAACCCGAGUAUUAUCAAGCUGUAGCAGAAUUUAUGAUUCACGGUCCAUGUGGUGCAGUUAGGAAGAAUUCACCUUGCAUGAUAAAAGGUAUGUGUUCUAAAUUCUUUCCCAAAAAAUUUGUGGAAAACUCAACAGUGGAUUUUGAUGGAUAUCCAAUAUAUCGGCGUAGAGAUAAUGGUCGUACAGUUCGGAGGAAUGGGAUUGACCUUGAUAGUAGAUAUGUUGUUCCACACAAUCGACAUUUGCUUAUGAAGUACAGGGCUCAUAUUAAUGUGGAGUGGUGCAACCAAUCUAGGUCAAUAAAGUACUUAUUCAAGUACGUCAACAAGGGUAAUGAUAGGGUCACGGCUGAAUUCUACAACAGUGGGGUGGAAGAAUCUACUGGAAAGAUUAUAGAUGAAAUCAAGAUGUACUAUGACUGUAGAUAUAUUUCACCCCCUGAGGCCGCGUGGAGGAUUUUUGCGUUUGACAUACAAUUCAGGAAUCCAUCGGUUGAGCGGUUGAGUUUUCAUCUCCCCAAUGAGCAAUCAAUAAUAUUUCAUGACGACGAUUUGGUCAAUGAUGUUGUAAAUAGACCGACAGUAGCUCAAAGCAUGUUUACUGCUUGGUUUGAGGCUAAUAAAAAGUACGCUGCAGGGAGGCAGUUGACUUACUCACAGAUGCCAACCAAAUUUGUUUGGAAAAAUGAUAAAAGAGAAUGGCAACCUAGGCAGAGAAAUUGGGCAAUUGGUCGAAUCUUUUAUGUGCCACCAAAUACUGGUGAGAUUUUUUAUCUUAGAUGUUUACUUAAUAUAGUUCGUGGACCGACUUCAUUUGAUGAGAUUAAACAAGUAGAUGGUGUUCAAUACAAUUCAUUUAGAGAUGCAUGUUAUGCACGCGGAUUAAUCGAAGAUGAUAAAGAGUAUGUUGAUGCAAUCACUGAGGCAGCAUCUUGGUCUUUACCCCAUUCUCUACGUAAGUUGUUUGUUACACUUCUGACAUCCAAUUCAAUGUCCAAGCCAGAAAAUGUUUGGGAGAUGGUUUGGCAAUACUUAUCAGAUGAUGCUCAAUAUAUUUGUAGAAGGAACCUCUCAGUCCCAGAUUUAAGUCUAAAUGAAUCUCAACAAAAAAAAUUUUGCUUUGAUUGA
Molecule: messenger RNA, 2292 nt
Organism: Ipomoea nil (Japanese morning glory)
Lineage: Eukaryota; Viridiplantae; Streptophyta; Magnoliopsida; Solanales; Convolvulaceae
Exons: 4
Coding region: 1-2292 (763 amino acids)
Source: RefSeq, a predicted model, not a curated record